Molecule: messenger RNA, 1111 nt
Organism: Hypoxylon trugodes
Lineage: Eukaryota; Fungi; Ascomycota; Sordariomycetes; Xylariales; Hypoxylaceae
Exons: 1
Coding region: 150-1004 (284 amino acids)
Biological process (GO): protein phosphorylation
Molecular function (GO): protein serine/threonine kinase activity; ATP binding
Source: RefSeq, a predicted model, not a curated record
GGAGUGUCGGCGUCAUUUUGUAUGAGUGUUUAUACGGACAUACUCCCUUCUUAUCGGAGGAAGGCGGUCGUCAGCAGACAAAGCGUAAUAUUGUCAAUCACAAGCAAACAUUUGCCUUCCCGCCUCGUCCAGGGGUCUCUCGGCGAUGCAUGGACCUUAUUGUAAAUCUUAUUUGCGAGAAAGAGGCUCGUCUCUCAUCUAGACGCUAUCGUUACCGGGAUACAACCCAAGAAUCAACAACAGGUAAGAGUCGGCAACGUCGUGGAUACCAAGAUUGGACUGGAAGGUCGGUAUAUCCUCAUGACGGUGAAGAUAUCAAAGCGCACAAAUGGUUUCGAGAUAUCCCUUGGGAUCGAUUGCAAUAUAUCUGCCCACCUUUUGUCCCGCAACUCUCGAGCCGCGAGGAUACACACUACUUUGAUGAGGAGGAACCGAUCUCGGACUGGUCUGAGUCUCAACCAGAAACGAGCUCAGAAAUAGAGGACUUAGCCGUUAAUCCCUUAAUUGCUGGAAGUACCGCCACUGGAUUCGGCGGACCCCAAGUCCCUCGUAUAGCACCUAUCCGAAGUCCUGCAAAGAUAGCAGCCAUGCAAACACAAAUGGCCAUGUUUCCACGCCACCUUCGCGGUGUGCUUGGACAAUUCAUAUCGACGCCGUAUGAUUCGGCAAGACUAAAACGCAUAGACCGCGAGAUCGAAGCCAUGGCGCCUGAUGUGGAGCUCUGCGAUGCAAUGAAAGCGUUCGUGCGGAUGUUUGGGCGCCGCGAGCGGAAGCGGCCGCGUGAUAGGUUGUUGAGGGACAGAAAUACCCGAGGAACUGCGCUCGAAGUACGGAAACAAACCGCUUUCAUGGGCUAUACGUACCGCCGGAUGAGGGAUUAUAAUGCCAUGGGAAUGACUAGGGCGCAUUUCAUAGAAGAUGGCGGAAGCAAAGGGAAGGCGAGAGCGAAUGACAGUGCUGAGUUGGCUUCCUAUCGGGCUUGGUGUCAUGCGCGUGCGGGUUGAUAUCAGGUGGCUUUGUGUUACCGGAGUAAAUAACUCGCGAUGGAGAAAAGUGGCUGGCUGAUGGAUGCAAGUUUUGUUGAAGAGGAAUAUCGAAAAAAAAGGAAAAA